Nerophis lumbriciformis (worm pipefish) is the source of this 762-nucleotide messenger RNA. The record is from RefSeq and is a predicted model, not a curated record. Lineage: Eukaryota; Metazoa; Chordata; Actinopteri; Syngnathiformes; Syngnathidae.
AUGAAAUCCAGGAGUCAGGACCGCAGCUUGUCCGAGUCCACUGAACUGGACCGAUCUUACGACCCCCUCACAGGUAACCCACCAUCUAAAGCCACAAAAAGGACCAUCAAGCAGCGCUUCCUCAAAUUGCUGCCCUGCUACCAUUCCGGCACCAGCCCAUCCAUCAAUCAAAAUAGCGUGAGUGAUGAUGCCGAGUUGUUGGCGGUGAGAUACCGACCCGAAGGCCUGGAACGUCUCGUGGGGCGUACCAGCUUCAGUAAGAAAGAACUACAGAUUCUCUACAGGGGAUUUAAAAAUGAGUGUCCCAGUGGUGCUGUGAACGAAGAGACGUUUAAAAACAUCUAUUCUCAGUUCUUCCCUCAGGGAGAUACAAGUAUGUAUGCACAUUUCCUGUUUGAGGCUUUUGACACUCACAACAGCGGCUCUGUUAGCUUUGAGGACUUUGUUCUAAGUCUUUCCAUUAUCCUGAGAGGCUCCAUCACAGAAAAACUCAACUGGGCCUUCAACCUGUAUGACCUCAACAAAGAUGGCUGCAUCACUCGAGAGGAGAUGACAGACAUCAUGCACUCCAUUUACGACAUGAUGGGCAAGUACACGUACCCCUGCAUGAGGGAUAGUGCUCCCAAGGAUCACGUGGAAAUCUUCUUCCAGAAAAUGGACAAGAACAACGAUGGCGUCGUCACCAUUGAGGAGUUCUUGGAGACGUGUCAAAAGGAUGAGAACAUCAUGCGGUCCAUGCACAUGUUUGAUGACGUCAUCUGA